AUGGGUGGAGCACUGAUGGAUAAGGAAUUGGCUGAAAGGCCGCAGACAGAGGGCGGUGAUCAAUGGCUCCGUGUCCAGGUGGAGGCCGGCAACGAGCGGCUCCCCCAGGGCUCUGUCCUGGGACCGGUGCUCCUUAACACCUUUAUCAGUGACAGCAAUGAUGGCAUCGAGUGCACCCUCAUCCCGCUGGGGGUGGCUGGGCCUGGGCACACAGCUCCUCACACUGCAGGACGGGGAGAGCUGCGUUUUCUCUCUCCAAGUGGAUUUUAUCUGCCCGAAGCAGGCAGUUCUGGCUCAAAACGCCGUGAUCCGCGUACCAUUGCUCUGCUCCUUCACGUGAGCCAGCUGAGGGAGCUCACAGCCACCCUGGGGAGCUGCCCACGGCGUGUCCCAACCGGUGGCACUGCUGAGGAGCUGGCAGCCUCUCGCAGAAACAGCAAAGCCCUGCGGCCAGGUCUCUCUCCUGAGAGUGCAGGUGCAGGGAGUGGGCUGGGUGACAUCCACAACCGGAGGGACAGCAGUAAGGGCCCCAAGCAUGUGCUCCUCCUUUCCUUGACAGCCAGCUUUGUUCUCUUGCAGGCGUUCAAAGUCUUUGAGCGGAUGGCCCGGCAGGAUGACGAGAAGCGGCGCCGGGAGCUGGAGGCAAAGCUCCGCAAAAAGGAGGAGGAGGAGGAAGCUGCCGCCUCCGCCGAGAGGGUGAGAGUGGCCCCGGCCGCCCAUGAAGUCGAGGUAGAGACAACGGAGGAGGCCGAGCCCUCGCUGGAUGCAGGGGGUGCGGAGGGGCUGCAGGAUGCACCCACAAGCCCGGCAGCCACCAGCCCCGUGCCAGCAGAGCCCCCGGGGGCAGCUGCCCCUGUGCAGCCCUCACCUGCCGAGCUGCCCACGAGACAGGAGCAGUUCCAGACAAACCCUGACAGCUACAACGGGGCAGUGCGGGAGAACUACGCCUGGUCCCAAGACUACAGCGACCUGGAGAUUAAAGUGCCUGUGCCCAAGCACAUUGUGAAAGGCAAACAGGUGUCUGUGGAUAUCAGCAGCAGCACAAUUCGCGUGGCAGUGCUGGAGGGGAGCAGCCAGCACGUGCUCAUGGAGGGAAAGCUCACACACAAGAUCAACACGGAGAGUUCCCUCUGGAGCCUGGAGCCAGGGAAGUGCGUUUUGAUCAACCUGAACAAGGGAGACGAGUACUGGUGGAACGCCGUCCUGGAGGGCGAGGAGCAGAUCGACAUCGACAAGAUCAACAAGGAGCGCUCCAUGGCCACGGUGGAUGAGGAGGAGCACGCCGUGCUCGACCGCCUCACCUUCGACUACCACCAGAAGCUGCAGGGCAAGCCGCAGAGCCACGAGCUGAAGGUGCACGAGAUGCUGAAGAAGGGCUGGGACACCGAGGGCUCUCCGUUCCGCGGCCAAAAAUUCGACCCUUCCAUGUUCAACAUCUCCCCCGGCGCCGUGCAGUUUUGACCCCGGAGAAAAGUGGCCGAGCAGCGAUGCGGGGAGGGGCGGACCCCAAAGCCGGCAUGGGACCCCCGGCAUCCACAGCCGGCAUCGGCGCAGCACGGGACGCGACGUUCCAUCCCCGUCACCACGGCAACCCGGCGCUGGGACCCUUCUCCUCGCCUCGCCUCGCGCUGCCGACGGCUCCGUUGUUUUUCAGGAAUAGACGGAGCUCGUUGGGUGACAUAAUUAUUAUUUUUGGUGGUUGAGGAUAUUUCUGGUUUUCGCUUCUGCGGGUGCACGUCCCCUCCCCACCCAGCCCCGGGCGGCUGCGCCCUCGGCGGGUGCAUCCACGCCGUGCCCUGCCCGGGGUUCACGCCUGUCCCCAACCCCGGGGGCGGCAGGGACCUCCCAGCGCACAGCCUGGGGCUGGGGGAUGCAGCACCCGCUGCCCCCGGCUGCAAUAAAUCCUUGCUCCCAGCA
Messenger RNA from Meleagris gallopavo (turkey), 1917 nucleotides. NCBI's taxonomy places the organism in Eukaryota, Metazoa, Chordata, Aves, Galliformes, Phasianidae. The record is from RefSeq and is a predicted model, not a curated record.